AGAGAAAAUUCCCGAAAAUGGCGAGAAAAAACACCAGCGGGCCAUCACUACUAUAUAGUAGCGUUGGAGAGAGAGAAAGAGAGACAAGUGCAGAACUAAUGAUAAUAAUUGGAGAGAGAGCUUCUUUGAUUUCAAUUCCCAUUGAAAAUUCCAGUCAAUAAAGAAGGACAAGAAGAAGUGGAGGAAGAAGAAAAGCUUUUUUUUUAAAGAUUUGAUUUGGAGAAUCAAAGUACACUUUCUCACCUCACAAUAAAUUCUUUCCAUUGCCCUAACUUUUCUUUCUUAAAGGUACUUGAAUUUUUUUUCAAUCUCUGUGUGUGUGCAGGUUUGGAUUAUUCUUGAGUUGACAUUGGAGGGGUUUUGAUAUAGUUUUUGUUUGGGUAAAUAAAAUUUUGAGGAAGUUUUGUAUAUAUGCGUGCAUGGUUUGUGUUAACGUUAACCAGUGAGAUUUGAAUUGUUCUGGAUAAGUGAUUCUGGGUAUGAUGGAUUUGAGAGUAAAUAAGCUUGCUUGAAUUAGGAGGGUUAUUGGAAGAGGUACAAAUAGCAAGGAAUUUGAAGAAUCGAACUAGAGCUUUUAGAUUGAGAUGGCGCUUGCUCAUACACGUAAACUGGAUGUCACAUUAUGUAAUGUUGAUCACUUGAAAUAAGGUUGGCCCAAACCAAUUAGUGGGAAUGACAUCGUUAAAGAUGGAGUUGAUUAUUCUAGCUGCAAUAUUGGCUUGUUUGCAUUCCUUUGUAUCGCCUGAUGCCCAAGGAGAUGCUCUCUUUUCCUUGAGGAGUUCUCUAAAUGCUUCAACCAGUCAGCUUAUGGAUUGGAAUCAAAACCAAGUUAACCCAUGCACUUGGUCAAAAGUUUUCUGUGACAGUAAUUCUAAUGUCAUUAGUGUAUCUCUGUCCAACAUGGGCUUUACUGGUACCUUGUCUCCAAAAAUAGGAGUUUUGAAGACUCUUGUGACACUUUCAUUGCCAGGAAAUGGCAUAACUGGUGAGAUACCAAAAGAGUUUGGGAAUUUGACAAGCCUGACAAUGUUGGAUUUGGAAAACAACCAUUUAACUGGAGAAAUACCAUCUUCCCUGGGCAAUCUGAAGAAGCUUCAAUUCUUGAUUUUGAGUCAAAACAAUCUGACAGGGGCAAUCCCCGAAUCAUUUUCAAGUCUUCUCAACUUGAUUAAUGUUCAGCUUGCGUCGAAUGGUCUCAGUGGUCAAAUACCUCCACAUUUAUUUCAAGUUUCAAAAUACAAUUUUACCAGGAACCAUUUGAAUUGUGGCAUGAAUUUGGCCUACCGUUGUGAAUCUGAUAGUGGAGGUGCUUCGAGUAAAUCAAAGACUGGAAUUAUACUUGGGAUUGUUGGCGGACUUCUAGGUCUUCUUCUUCUUGGAGGUUUGCUCUUACUUCUGUGGAAAGGCAGGCAUAGAGGCUACAAGCGUGAAGUUUUCGUAGAUGUUGCAGGGGAAGUUGACCGACGUAUUGCAUUUGGUCAGUUGAAAAGAUUUGCAUGGAGGGAAUUACAACUAGCUACAGACAAUUUCAGUGAGAAAAAUGUCCUUGGACAGGGAGGUUUUGGAAAGGUUUAUAAAGGAGUUCUUGUAGAUAACACCAAAGUUGCCGUCAAACGAUUAACUGAUUACGAGAGUCCAGGUGGAGAUGCAGCAUUCCAGCGUGAGGUUGAGAUGAUAAGUGUGGCUGUUCACCGGAACCUGUUGCGACUGAUUGGGUUUUGCACCACACCUACGGAACGCCUUCUGGUGUAUCCCUUUAUGCAGAACUUAAGUGUUGCUUAUCGCCUACGAG
Messenger RNA from Ilex paraguariensis (yerba mate), 1792 nucleotides. The record is from the annotation of a GenBank genome assembly. NCBI's taxonomy places the organism in Eukaryota, Viridiplantae, Streptophyta, Magnoliopsida, Aquifoliales, Aquifoliaceae.